Molecule: messenger RNA, 1185 nt
Organism: Podarcis muralis (Common wall lizard)
Lineage: Eukaryota; Metazoa; Chordata; Lepidosauria; Squamata; Lacertidae
Source: RefSeq, a predicted model, not a curated record
AUGUGGCUGUUUGUGGCAGUGGUGUGCUUAAUGCAACAGACAACAGAGUCAGAAGAAUUCCUCAGGAAACGGCACUUGAAUCCUCAAGAAUUUAUGACCACUAAUGAAAUAAUCCAAUAUUGGGGAUACCCCAGUGAAGAGUAUGAAAUCCUGACAGAGGAUGGCUAUUACUUACAAAUAAACAGAAUUCCUUACGGAAUGCACAGUUCUGGGAAGACAGGUCCUAGGCCAGUUGUUUUACUGGUACAUGGUAUUUUGCUUGAAAGUAGGUGCUGGAUUGCAAAUCUUCCCAACAAUAGCCUGGGAUUCUUCCUAGCAGAUGCUGGUUAUGAUGUUUGGAUGAUAAAUGCUAGAGGGACCAGCUGGUCUAGAAGACACAAGACUCUGUCAAUUGACCAAGAAGAAUUUUGGGAUUUCAGCAUCCAUGAAAUUGCGAUAUAUGAUAUUCCAGCAACAAUAAAUUUUAUCCUGCAGAAAACUAAGCAAGAAGGAUUGUAUGUUAUCAGUCAGUCUCAGGGUGGGACACUUGGUUUAAUUGCCUUUUCACUCUUGCCACAGCUCGCUCAGAAAGUCAAGCUCUUUAUAACUUUUGGUCCUACCUACACACUUGUCGGCACCAGUGGACCUUCUGUGCUAUUUCUCAGUCUUCCAGAUGCAUUAAUAAGCCUCAUAUGGGGAAAGAAAGAAUUUGUCCUUUUCAGUAACAAACUGAAAAGACUGAAUGCCAAGCUGUGUAGUUAUCCAUUGAUAGACAAUUUUUGCCUCCAACUUAUUUUCCUUUCUGUUGGAUGCAAUCAAAAUAACUUAAAUGUGAGUCAAGUAGACGUGAUUGUUGGAAUUUUCCCUGAUUUUGGUUCUGUAAAAAACUUGAUCCACUUGGCCCAGAUUUUUAAAUCAAAAGAACUGAAACGUUUUGACUAUGGCAGUAAGAACAAGGCUAUAUACAACACGACCACUCCUCCAUUCUAUCAAAUUGAAGACAUGGUUGUGCCAACUGCUGUGUGGUAUGGUGGACAUGAUAUUAUAGAAAACAUAAAGGACAUUAAGCUGUUGCUUCCUCGGAUCUCUAAUUUAGUUUUCCAUAAGUAUGUUCCUGAAUGGCAGCAUUCAGAUUCUUUAUUUGGUCUUGAUAUUCCAAAGCAAGAAUUCCCUGAUGUAUUGUAUCUGAUGCAGAAGUACAAAUAA